GUGUGGCUUAUGCGUUGUCUUACAUGCACCAUGAUUGCUCUCCGCCAAUUGUUCAUAGGGACAUAUCAAGCAAAAAUGUUUUGCUGGAUUCAGAGUACGAGGCUCAUGUUUCAGACUUUGGCAUUGCUAAGAUUCUUCACCAAGACUCAUCCAAUUGGACUUCACUUGCUGGCACAUAUGGACAUGUUGCACCAGAGCUUGCUUAUACGAUGAAGAUAACUGAGAAAUGCGACGUGUUUAGCUUUGGAGUUUUGGCUAUUGAAGUGAUCAAAGGUAGGCAUCCUGGUGAAAUCAUCUCCAUUCUAUCUACUUCAUCCGUGGGGGAGAAUUUGUUGUCGAAGGAUUUGUUAGACGUACGCCUUCCUCCUCCCACUCUUGAGGUUGAGAAUCAAUUGAUGCUCAUCAUAAAGUUGGCAAUUGCAUGCUUGCAUGCUAAUCCAGAAUCUAGACCAACUCUGCACAUGGUCUCUCAGAUUUUAUCAAGCUGAAGUGCACUUUCCUGGAGCGAUCAGAGUCUGACUAGGACAAGCAAGGAUAUGUAAUAAGACACUAUAUUCUGUCAAAUUCAUGCUGCUGAAGGAAGUUGUUUGUUUAAGAUUAUGUAAUGCCUAGAGUACCACUAGAUGUUUAAUUGCAAGUAUUAAUAAUGUGCAUUUGGUAAAACAAAUUUCAAGGCACUGUGA
Quercus lobata is the source of this 683-nucleotide messenger RNA. Its product is annotated as MDIS1-interacting receptor like kinase 2-like. Gene Ontology annotation, molecular function: ATP binding; protein kinase activity. Bases 24 to 488 code for a protein of 154 amino acids. The transcript has 2 exons. Gene Ontology annotation, biological process: protein phosphorylation. NCBI's taxonomy places the organism in Eukaryota, Viridiplantae, Streptophyta, Magnoliopsida, Fagales, Fagaceae. The record is from RefSeq and is a predicted model, not a curated record.